AUGGAGGUAGGUGUUCUUUCAUCUAGUCAUUUGGUGCAGAAAAGCAAGCAUUCCAAAACAACAAGAGAAAAGAAUAAAACUGCAAGUGCCAUUCACUUGGAGCUCUCCAAAACGCAGAAGGAUGAUCUUCUUGAAGCCUUUAAUAUGCUGGAUGCGGAGGGAACUGGGUUGAUCGGAAUACGGGAAAUUAGUGUCGCUCUGAGAGCACUUGGAUUCGAUCCAUCAGCAUCAGAGUUACGUCAGAUGAUGUUACUUUAUGACAAAGAGAAUAAAGGUGUGCUUGAGUUCAAAAGUUUCCUUGAGCUAAUGACAAAGAAGAUGACCGAGAGAGAUCCCAACGAGGACUUGGUCAAAGCAUUUAGAAUCAUGGACAAGGACAACACUGGUACUAUAAACUUUGACGAUUUGAAACGAGCAGCAAAACUUCUUGGGGAAGAUAUGAAUGAUGAAGAAAUCCAGGUAAAUCGUGUUUAUCCUGAACCCGUCGUGCCACCAAAAAGUGGAUUUCGAUAA
This is a messenger RNA of Opisthorchis viverrini, 513 nucleotides long. RefSeq lists its product as hypothetical. The record is from RefSeq and is a predicted model, not a curated record. The transcript is spliced from 2 exons. Gene Ontology annotation, molecular function: calcium ion binding. The coding region runs from base 1 to 513 and encodes 170 amino acids. Gene Ontology annotation, cellular component: myosin II complex. Lineage: Eukaryota; Metazoa; Platyhelminthes; Trematoda; Opisthorchiida; Opisthorchiidae.